Molecule: messenger RNA, 768 nt
Organism: Anthostomella pinea
Lineage: Eukaryota; Fungi; Ascomycota; Sordariomycetes; Xylariales; Xylariaceae
Source: the annotation of a GenBank genome assembly
AUGUCGACGAUGCAAGCCCAACAUGACCACUCCCAGGCCUGCUGCAACGUACCGCCCGUGGUAGCAAAGAACUACAGCGAAAGGGGUAGCUACGAGGAGCUCGGUGGCAUGAAGUCAUACGUGACCGGCCCGCAAGGCGCGACCAAGGGCAUAAUCGAGAUCUUCGACAUCUUCGGCUUCAAGCCGCAGACCAUCCAGGGCGCCGACAUCCUCGCCACCUCGGACGACUCGCAGAAGUACCGCGUCUUCGUGCCGGACUGGUUCGGCGGCGAGCCGUGCCCGCUCGAGUGGUUCCCGCCCGACACCGAGGACAAGCAGAAGAAGCUUGGCGGCUUCUUCCAGAAGUUCCCGCCGCCCAGCGUCGCCGAGAAGGUCCCCGGAUACCUCAAGGCCGUCAGCGAGAAGUACCCCGAGAUCAAGGAGUGGGCUAUUGUCGGGUUCUGCUGGGGUGGCAAAGUAGUCUCCCUAGUGACCGCCGCGCCCUCGAACCCCUUCAAGGCCGCCGUCGAGUGCCACCCAGCCAUGGUCGAGCCCGCCGACGCCGAGAAGAUCAAGAUCCCGCUCGCGAUGCUGGCCUCCAAGGACGAGGACGCCGAGGCGGUCAAGAAGUUCGAGCAGACACUUUCGGGCCCCAAGCACGUCGAGACGUUCAGCGACCAGAUCCACGGCUGGAUGGGUGCGCGUGCCGAUCUUGAGAACGAGCGUGUGGCUGGCGAGUACAAGAGGGGGUAUGAGACUGUGCUCAAGUUUUUGUCUCAGCAUCUGUAG